AUGUGGGCCAGCACCAGUAAUAAGGGCAUGGACAUUCUGGAGCAUGCUUGCUGGACGACUGGGCUGGUUUCCACCAAGUCAACAUCGCAGCUCGGAAGUGAUCCAAUCCACCACACUCACUGCAAGGGGGUGUGGACCACCCAGUACAAGUACCAGACAAUAACUGAAGUGUCUGAUAUGGAUAUGAUGAGUGCAAAGUACUCCGUACUUGUCAAGAUGUGCCGGGUCGCUCGUGGCGAAUCAAGGCCAAUACACGUCGUGUCAACGUUGAACAUGGUUGGUGACCAAAAGAAAAGAUCAGUUCAGGCAUCCAUCCUAAAAAGAGUCCAGUGCUUCCUGUACGAGCCAGCAGUUAAUGUACUGCCGCUCAAAGAGACUGACUGUUGUUUCCUCAUCCUCACUCACACCUUGUCCGCUCCAACUUAUCACUCUGCCCCAGGCACAAGUAGCAGCUUGAAGUGUCUGGUGCAAGAUCCCAGAUCCCGGCCCGUCUCUGCGUUGCGCUGCACCUGUGUCUGUGUGCGUCCAUGUCUGGCUGUGGCCCCCUCGGUGUUUGUCAUGGCCACGACUCACGGUUGGAGCCUUUCAGUCACUUGCCAGACUUUUCUCGACGUUUUCGGUCCUGAGCGCGAUGAACGGUGCAUAUCUUGGCCAAGGCACAAGGUACAAAACCGCUGUUGGCAGCAGAGCCUGGACGCUCCUCAGGUCAUUGCUGGCAAGUAA
Pochonia chlamydosporia 170 is the source of this 723-nucleotide messenger RNA. RefSeq lists its product as hypothetical. The transcript has a single exon. The record is from RefSeq and is a predicted model, not a curated record. NCBI's taxonomy places the organism in Eukaryota, Fungi, Ascomycota, Sordariomycetes, Hypocreales, Clavicipitaceae. Bases 1 to 723 code for a protein of 240 amino acids.